CAUCCUCGUGGCCUGUGCUUCCAGUCAUCAUGAAGGCUCUGCUUCUUCUGGGCCUUGUCCUCUUGUGCGGGACCGUCAAGGGAAAGAUCUACAAAAGAUGUGAGCUGGCCAAAGCUCUGAAAGAAAAAGGAAUGGCUGGCUACCAUGGAAUCAGCCUGGCAAACUGGAUGUGCUUGGCCAAGGCGGAGAGUAGUUACAACACACGAGUUACAAACUACAAUCCUGGAGACAAAAGCACUGACUAUGGGAUAUUCCAGAUUAACAGCCACUAUUGGUGCAACGAUGGCAAAACCCCCAAUGCUGUUAAUGGUUGCCACGUAUCCUGCAAAGAUUUGAUGCAUGAUGACAUCUCUAAGUCUGUGGCUUGUGCGAAGAGGGUUGUGAAGGACCCACAAGGCAUUAGAGCAUGGAUGGGAUGGAGAAAAGAGUGUCAAAACAAAGAUCUCUCGUCCUACGUUAAAGGCUGUGGAGUGUAACUGAAAAAUUUCCUUCUUCAGCUCAUUUUCCCUUUUUCAUAUAAAGGAGGUAGCAGAUAAUCAAAGCUUCAUAGUACCGUUGCUUCUCCUCCAAACAAAAGAAAUGUUAUGGAAGCAUUAGAAAAACACAGUCUUUCUCCUAAAAGCCUUAGUGUGAACUAAUAAAUCUUUUCUUUCAUGUCA
Molecule: messenger RNA, 659 nt
Organism: Cavia porcellus (domestic guinea pig)
Lineage: Eukaryota; Metazoa; Chordata; Mammalia; Rodentia; Caviidae
Product: lysozyme C-like
Exons: 4
Coding region: 30-476 (148 amino acids)
Biological process (GO): defense response to Gram-negative bacterium; defense response to Gram-positive bacterium
Molecular function (GO): lysozyme activity
Source: RefSeq, a predicted model, not a curated record